Branchiostoma belcheri (Belcher's lancelet) is the source of this 4078-nucleotide messenger RNA. Its product is annotated as solute carrier family 15 member 4-like. Gene Ontology annotation, molecular function: transmembrane transporter activity. Gene Ontology annotation, cellular component: membrane. Gene Ontology annotation, biological process: transmembrane transport. The transcript has 7 exons. Lineage: Eukaryota; Metazoa; Chordata; Leptocardii; Amphioxiformes; Branchiostomatidae. The record is from RefSeq and is a predicted model, not a curated record. The coding region runs from base 431 to 2212 and encodes 593 amino acids.
UGACCUAGUCAUAUGACAACAACAUGGCGGCGGCCUGGCACGAAAACUAGGGUACCACUUCCGCGUUUCUCUUCUCCAUUUUUCUUCGCUUGGCUACUUCCCGUCACGAGCCUGUCACAACCGCAGUAUCACAGAGAGAGUUGAGAAUCGAUAUUGUUGUCUUCCUUGGCGUUCGCGGUCUUACGACUUGACGUUUGAAACACAAAGCACGGGGUUGCGUAAGCUCGGUUCUUUGUUGUUUUUUCAGCCAUGGCGUAACACGUUUUUCUGUUGUUUUGGUGAAUUCUCCAGAAUAUAGUUAGAUCUGCGGUAGAUCUGUUUGCUACAAAGCCAUGGUUGAUCUAGAGAACGUACGAAAACUUUGAAUAGCUAGUCAAAAAUCUUAACCGUGUUGCUAAGAAAGUAGUAAGUGAAGAGCAGCCAAUACAAGAUGACGGAGGAGGAACAAGAAGAGACAACGCCGCUGUUGUCACCCCAGAAAAGGGGCUCAUACAGACCACACAACAGCAAAUACAAGUGGGCCUGUGCUGCCAUCCUGCUUGCCGAAACCUUCGAAAGAAUAGCUUUCUACGGUAUCACGGCCAAUCUCGUCCUUUUCCUGAACCGCGGAGAUUUUUUGUGGACGUCGUACAAUGCUGCUAACGCCCUGUUUAUUUUCAUGGGCCUGUCGUACUUAAUGUGCGUGUUCGGAGGGUGGCUGGCGGACACUGUACUGGGAAGGUUCCGAACGAUCGUGAUCAGCUUUGUUGUGUACAUUCUGGGCAUCAUGUUUCUGCCCAUGCUGGGACAUGAACGGAUGAGGGGGAAGCUAUGUGGAGCGGAAAACCAUACAAGACACACGACAAGUGAUCAGGAGCAAUACUGCGACUCUGUCAUCUACCCGAUCAUAGCUGUCAUCGCCAUCGGAACGGGGUCAGUGAAAGCAAAUAUUGCACCAUUUGGGGCUGAUCAGGUGAAAGACGAGGGGCCAGAAGUGAUGCGCAUGUUCUUCAACUGGUUCUAUUGGUCGAUCAAUGCCGGUGUGCUACUGUCUCUCGGUGCAGUGGCCUUCAUCCAACAGAACAUGGGGUUCUUCUUCGGUUUCCUGAUUCCCGCCGUGUCGCUGGGUGCAGCGCUGAUCAUGUUCGUGUUGGGACAGCCCGCGUAUGUGUGCAGGGCGCCGUCCGGGAGCGUGCUGACUAACGUGUUCCGAAUCAUCAUGGAGGCUUGCAGGUCUAGGAGGCGGCGGAAAAGAAACUACAGCCAACCAAGUGACAUUGACACAGUGGUGGACCCCUUACCUAACCCUACAUGGCUGGACAUGGCAAAAGUCCGGUAUGGAGGCAGCUUCCACGAAUCCAAUGUCGAGGAUGUCAAAUCUCUCGGAAAAAUCCUGCCUGUCUUCAUAGUGCUAAUACCAUAUUGGAUGGUGUACUUCCAGAUGCAGACAACCUUCCAGCUCCAAGGACUUCACAUGCGGAUCCCACCCUUCAAUAAAACAGUCAAGAACAACAACACAGGACUGACUGUAGCCACACACAACAAUGCAACAGCACCCAAUAUGCAAAUGCCAGCAGCCUGGCUGACGCUGUUUGACGCUCUGCUCUUGCUGAUCCUGAUUCCUGUGAUGGACCGCCUGGUCUACCCGUGGAUGGACCGGCGCGGCUGCCACUUCUCCGUCCUAAAGCGGAUAAGUCUGGGCAUGUUCUUUGGCUUCUGUGCAGUCAUGUGUGCUGGUGGGCUGGAGACUUACAGACUGCAGCUGGUCCAGAGUAACCAGACCAUGAACCAGACCAUCAGUAACACAUCGUACGAGGCCGCAGACCUGUGGAUCUGGUGGCAGAUUCCUCAGUACUGCCUCAUAGGGGCCAGCGAGGUGUUUGCAAGUGUAGCUGGCCUGGAGUUUGCGUAUGCGGCAGCUCCACGUUCCAUGCACUCCAUCAUCAUGGGUCUCUUCUUCUUCACGUCCGGGAUGGGCUCGCUCCUCGGCUCUGGGCUUCUUGCACUCGUCAAGAAGUUCAAGUGGGUCAAAGAUGUCGACCAUGGGAACAUCAACCACGGGCACCUGGACUUCUACUUCUUCGUGCUCGGUGCCCUGCAGUUCAUCUCCUUUGUUGUUUUUAACAUCGUAGCGGUGUCGUUUCACCGUGCAAAGAUGAAGCGACAGAAACAGCAGGCUGGGAAUGGAUUCAGCUCACGGCACUUGCAGAGAAGCAGUUUAUACAUGGAGUGAUAUGAUACACAAUUCUACGUAAAUGAAUGUUUUUAGACUGUAGUGGGGUCAAUUCUGUUGAAAGGAAAAUGUGUCAAUUCUCCCAAAAAUACAUGUAAUAGCAUGUGUCCUAUUUAUUAUAUAUUAAUAUUGUUUGGCAGUGUGAUAAAAUAGAUUCAACCUAUCGUUUGUAAAGAAAUGACCAAAACAUUUAACUUACUUUUUUUGUCCCUUCAAUCCUACAAUAGGCAAAUUCUUUAAACUAAAGGUAAAAUAACACAUUGAGAGCUCCAUGUAUAUUCAUACAGUUCCAAAAUACUGAGAGUCAUUUGUCUCAAUUGUGUAUGCAAACAAUGGUAUGUAAAUAAAGCAUAUGCUUGGGAAAGAGUAUUUGUGUACUAGUAUUUGCUUAACCAGUGGUAUCCAGUCUAUCAUGGUUAGGCGGGAUUUCUUCAGGGCUGCAGGAGCUCUUCCCCGCCCGCCUGAGCUAGGUUCACCCGGUAGGUUUUUCAUGGCAGGAGUUUGAUUAGGCCCACCACAAUCUGGUGGGGCAAAAUCAACUCCCGGCAUGCCAAACUCUAUUAGCAAAGCUCCUACAGGCAUAAAACUCCUACUGGGCGACCUGUUGUACUGGGCGGAGAAAAACUAUCAUUAUCAUAGCCCCGAAGACAGCCUGCCCCUGCAACCACAAUAGACUGGAUACCAGGUUAAUUUCAUGUAAGUAAUUGGUAUUGUCACAUACAGCACCUAAAAUUAUAUAUUUCCUAAAGUUACUCAAACAUAUACAUGUUUAUUGAUCCCAAUACAAUGUCUCUUUAUCUUGUCUUGGAAAAUACAUAGUUGCCUUAUACUUCAAUUUUGAGACAUUGGGAUGUAAAUGUUGAGAUCUUUAAUAAACUGUUGAUGCCGGCAAAACUUAUGAGAGGUAAUAUCAACUUGAAGCCAUAUUUAUGCACAGCAAAUAGAUGAUCUACUUGAUGAAAUAUUCGUGAAAAAUUUGAUAUAUUGGUGGCAUUAAUAUUCAUAUUCAGUACUAGGCAGUAGUCAGUACAUUUGUUUGAUGAGAUAUGCCAUUUUCAUUUUGUAUUGUUGAAAUGUACAUUAUGUAUUCAUGUAGUAUUUGUCGUCUCAUAACUACUUGUGCAUGUGUUUGAUGUGCAAUGUGUGUGAUCAAUUCUGUGCAGAGAAUGUGAAAUUACUGUAUUUCAAAAAGAUCUCUGCAUAAGCAUACAAAACAAAUGGAUUGUGGAUUUUGGUCAUCAAUUUCAAUUUUGGAGCUGUUCUUUUGGUUGGUUGGUCAUUAAUGAUGAAAUCAAUGCAUUAGUGGAUUGUCAAAUAUUCGUGAAAAAUAAUUGAAUGUACAAUAAUUGAUUUUUAACAGCUGCUACAUUGUCUUCAAGUUCAGAGUUACAGUGACAUUCUGGCUGUGCUUGUAAAAUGGCAUUUAGUGUGUCUAUGUACUGCUACUGUAACUGUAUGUACUGAGCAAAUACUAUUACAUGUAUGUGCAAGUGGUGUUUAUUGCACCAACAGAAUGCGAAAUACAUUGUACUAAGGAUUCAACAUUACCAAGGCUAGGUAGUAAUAAGCAUUACCAGUAGGAUGUGUGUGAUUGAAAAAGUUCCCACACCUUUUGGUGUAUAGGGAGGUGCCUUUCUCAGUUUAUAUAGCCUUUGAGCCACACAGUUGUGCAGGCACAAUCCGGCCAGGGCUAGUCCAAUGUAGUCUUCAAACUUCAAACUGAAGACUUUUUACUUUUGUGAUAUCCAGUUGUACUUGAAAUGCUAUAUCCAGUACAUGUAUUUGUAGGCGGAGUAUGCCUUUAUUUCUGUGUAUCUUAUUAAAGCUAAACACAAUGUAUGCUGCAGAAUAAAAUGCUGAUGUCUU